Messenger RNA from Ustilaginoidea virens, 603 nucleotides. RefSeq lists its product as uncharacterized. Lineage: Eukaryota; Fungi; Ascomycota; Sordariomycetes; Hypocreales; Clavicipitaceae. The transcript has 4 exons. The record is from RefSeq and is a predicted model, not a curated record. Bases 1 to 603 code for a protein of 200 amino acids.
AUGAUGCAGUCCCGACGUCCCUACUAUGCAACACAAAAAUGCCUGCUUAUGCCUGCUCUGUCCGUCAUCCCGUUCCUCCCCCGCUUCCCGGAUCGGAUGGCGGGGACCAGAAGACGGCUCUCGCCAGCAGCAGCAGUUGACUGCAAACAACCCACCCAGAGAGAUGUAGGGUGUUGGGGAACCUUUAGUCCCAGGCUCCUCAUGAAACGCCCUUUCCUCGCGCCACAGAGGGGUUGGUUGAGCUUGCGCGUCAUGGCGCCGAGCUGUGGAUAUCCCAUAUUUCCCGCCCUUGAAGCGCAAGUGCCGCCGACCCCGAUCCUACCGUCUCUGACAUGGCCUGAAUCGCAUCAUGGCUUGGCCGACCUGAUGGAGGCUGAUGACGGUUCCAUGGUUACCUUUAUAGCCCGACCUACCUACCAGAUCUGCCCGUCUCUGAUGGGACUCCUCAUCUUGGCGUCCUUCUCACCAGUGAGCAGGACUCUGCAGAUCAAGCGACACUACAUUCGCGCCAAGAGCGAGAGCAGAACUCUUUGUGCAUUUUUUGUCGAUGUCAGACACCCUGGGGAUUGCAAAAUGGUCAGCAAAAGGCACUCUCAGUGUUGA